AUGAGACACAUACUGGAGAAAGAUCCUCUUAUUUUACCUGAAAACUUCGAUCUCGAUCGACUCUUUGCUUUUUCUUGUAGUGAAAUCUCUCUCAGAAUGCCAAAGGAUAAAAGUAGCAGCACUUUCUCAAAUAAGUCUCAUGAUUUGUUUUACAAGCCUUACUCGACAACGCGGGGGGCAUCGCCCAAGCAGGAGGACACCGCCGAGUGGGAGGACACCAGUACAUCAAAGCUCACGCGAAAGCUCAGUCACCCAGCAACGCCAGCGUCAACACCUUCAUCACCAGCGGCGGCGGCUUGCAAAGGCUUGGAGCUCGUGUGCCCGCUGUGCCGGGGCAAAGUUAGCGGCUGGAAGGUGGUGGAGAGAGCCCGGCAGAAGCUCAACGUGAAGCGGCGGGGCUGCGCUCACGACUCGUGCGCGUACGUCGGGGCUUACGACCAGCUGCGCAAGCACGCCAGAUAUGUGCAUCCUUACGCUCGCCCCUCGGAGGUUGAUCCGGCUCGCCAGAGGGACUGGUGGCGGCUCGAGAGCCAGAGGGACUUGGGCGACGUUUUCAGCACCAUCCAGUCGGCGAUGCCGGGGGCGACUAUCGUCGGGGACUACGUGAUCGAGGAUGGCGACGAGGAGGACGAGGAGCGGGACGAGGAGCACGAGCACGAGUUCGAUCUGGAGCACGAGCACGACGACGAGGACGAGGACGACGACGAGGACCAGUUCCACGACAACAACGCUGGCGUUGGCGGUGGUGGCAGUGUCUUUGGGGGAUCGUCGUCUUCGUCCUCUGCCGCUAGCAGCCGAGAUCAUCACACGAGCAGCAGCGGUGGGAGCAGCCACUCUCAUCACCAGCAGCAGCAGCAGCAUCGCGCUCACGGCGGCAGCAGCCGCCAGCAGCAUUACCAACCCCGUCACCGCCAUCACCUCGGUGUGGCUCCGCCGCCCAGGAGCUACCGAGGAGCCACAUCGCCAUACUUUGCGCCCCGUGGGUUCUUGGGGCUAGGGUUUAUGGCGACCGCGAUCUUGUGGAGCGCGCAUUCUCCGCCUCUCCCGCAAUGCGGCGUCUCGAUCGGAGUGUUUCGAACGUCCCGAGCAGGGGCAUCGGCUUCGGCGGCGGUGGCGCCGUCCUGUGCCACUGGUGCCGACGAGAUUUUCAGCGUGCGCGGUGCCGAGGAGGCGUCCAAGCAGAUCGAGACGAGAGUCGCCAAGCUGGUGAGUGCCUUCUCGUCGCCGGGGGGGAAAUCACAGGAUCUGGAGGGUGUAGCGCUGUGUCCUCGUGUGGCGGGGCGUGUCCUAGAGAGGAUGUCCGACCCAGAUGCCGCGCUGCGCUUCUUCCACUGGGCGAGCAAGCAGCAGGGCUUCGAUCACAACGUCUACACCUACAAUCGCCUGUUUGAGGCGCUGCUGCGGGCUCGCCGGAUCGAUGAGACUUGCCACAUCCUUAAGAACGGGUGGCCUCCCGGGAUCACGCCCAACGUCUUCACGUAUGCUGUGGUGAUCCAGGGCCUGUGUAAGUCCGGGGAUCUGGACAAGGCUUGCGAGCUCCUGGAGGAGAUGAGAGAAUCCGGGCCCGUCCCAGAUGCCGCGAUUUACAACUUCGUCAUCCAUGCUCUCUGCAAGGCCAGGAACACCGCAAAGGCUCUCGACUACUUUAGAAGCAUGGAAUGUGAAAAGAAUGUGAUCACGUGGACCAUUAUGAUCGAUGGCCUCUGCAAGGCGAAUCGCCUGCCCGAGGCCACCACCUAUUUCGCGAAGAUGAAGAAGAAAGGUACUGUGCCUAACGAGUGGACUUACAAUGUGCUGAUCAAUGGAUUUUGCAAGGUACACAAGGUGCACAGAGCCUACUUGCUGCUCAAGGAGAUGAAAGAGUCGGGGCUUGCUCCAAAUGUGGUGACUUACAGCACGGUUAUCCAUGGAUUCUGCCGGCAGACAAAGGUUGACACGGCUUACAAGCUCUUCCGGCAAAUGGUGGAGAACGGCUGCAUGCCAAACCUUGUGACUUACAACACGCUGCUCUCGGGGCUGUGCCGCAAUGGGCUCAUGGACGAGGCUUAUGAGCUUUUGGACGAGAUGAGGGAACGGGGGCUCCAGCCGGACAAGUUCAGCUAUGACACCCUCAUGGCUGGGCUUUGCAAGACUGGGAAGAUCGAUAUGGCUUUGAAAGUCUUCGAGGAUAACAGCAACGGUGAUUGUCCUCCGGACGUUGUAGCUUACAGCACUCUCAUCGCUGGGCUUUGCAAGGCUGGAAGGCUGGACGAGGCUUGCAAGCUCUUUGAGAAAAUGCGAGAGAACUCCUGCGAGCCUGACGUUGUCACUUUCACGGCACUCAUGGAUGGACUGUGCAAAGGGGACCGUUUGCAAGAGGCGCAACAGGUUUUGGAGACGAUGGAGGACCGGAACUGCACUCCCAACGUGAUCACUUACAGCAGCCUGAUCGACGGGCUUUGCAAGACUGGCCAGGUGCGAGACGCUCAAGAGGUUUUCAAGAGAAUGAUAGUCCGGGGCAUUGAGCCAAACGUGGUGACUUACAACAGCUUGAUCCAUGGCUUUUGCAUGACCAACGGGGUAGACUCCGCACUUUUGCUAAUGGAAGAGAUGACAGCAACAGGGUGCCUUCCGGAUAUCAUCACCUACAACACACUUAUUGACGGACUUUGCAAGACGGGAAGGGCGCCGGAAGCGAACAGGCUGUUUGGAGACAUGAAGGCCAAGUUUUGCAACCCGGAUGUUAUCACGUACAGCUGCUUGAUCGGCGGGUUUUGUAAGCUGGAGAGAAUCGACAUGGCUCGCACGUUGUUCGAUGACAUGCUCAAGCAGGCAGUCCUCCCCGAUGUCGUCACUUUCUCGACACUAGUGGAAGGAUACUGUAAUGCUGGACUGGUGGAUGAUGCCGAGAGGCUUCUGGAAGAGAUGGUUGCCAGUGACUGCUCUCCGGACGUGUAUACUUACACAAGCCUGGUCGACGGCUUCUGCAAAGUCGGAAGAAUGGUGGAGGCGCGCAGAGUUCUCAAGCGAAUGGCCAAGCGGGGAUGCCAGCCCAACGUGGUGACUUACACCGCUCUCAUUGACGCGUUCUGCAGAGCUGGGAAGCCGACGGUGGCUUACAGGCUGUUGGAGGAGAUGGUUGGCAACGGCGUCCAGCCGAACGUUAUCACGUACAGGAGCUUGAUCGGUGGCUUCUGUGGGACUGGGGACCUGGAAGAGGCUCGCAAGAUCCUCGAGAGACUGGAGCGCGACGAGAACUGCAAGGCGGAUAUGUUCGCGUACCGGGUGAUGAUGGACGGGCUGUGUAGAACAGGGAGAAUGAGCGCAGCUCUGGAGCUUCUCGAGGCCAUCAAGCAGAGUGGCACGCCUCCUCGCCACGAUAUCUAUGUGGCGUUGAUCAGGGGGCUGUGCCAGGGGAAGGAGCUCGGCAAAGCCAUGGAAGUUUUGGAAGAGAUGACGCUCUCGAGGAAAAGCAGGCCAAAUGCCGAGGCUUACGAGGCGGUGAUCCAGGAGCUAGCAAGAGAAGGGAGGCACGAAGAGGCAAACGCGCUCGCAGACGAAUUACUUGGUAACAAAGGCCAGUAAAAAGAGAUUGUAAUCACAAAUCCUGAAUAUUGUGUGAAUACUAUAGAUGUUCUCCUGGUAUGUUUCCUAAGGCUUUUGCAGAAAUCAACAACAGUGGCCGUAAAACUUAUGUUCGAUACCACUCAUUUGCUAGCGAUAAGGCAAAGGCUAUAUUAUCCAUCGUGUCAUAAUAGAAUGUCAUUGACUUUUUCAA
Molecule: messenger RNA, 3757 nt
Organism: Selaginella moellendorffii
Lineage: Eukaryota; Viridiplantae; Streptophyta; Lycopodiopsida; Selaginellales; Selaginellaceae
Product: pentatricopeptide repeat-containing protein At5g39710
Exons: 6
Coding region: 1-3564 (1187 amino acids)
Molecular function (GO): protein binding
Source: RefSeq, a predicted model, not a curated record